AUGACAACCUUGAAUGAGACAUCAGGGGUUCUUACCAGUCCUUACUAUCCAAGGCGUUACCCUUCGAACGUGAAAUGCAGCUGGAAAAUUAUAGCAAGUAAAGGAGAACGCAUUGUGCUGGUCAUUAGAGACAUAGAUAUUCGGAAAUGUGGUUCAUCUUGCACGUGUGACUACCUGGAAAUACAAAAUGGCUCAUCCUCUGAUGGCAUCUCAGGCAGGCGAAGAUGUAGAAACUAUAAUGACCGUGGGAUAGUAUACCAUUCAGCAAAAGAUGUUCUGAGGGUGACGUUUGUUUCUGGUGCUAGGACUUACUGGGUGUACCGUGGAUUUAAGGCAACUUACAUUAAAGUGAAAUAUAAUGCAACAACCACCGGUAAGUUAUUAAAAAUCGGCUUUUAA
Porites lobata is the source of this 399-nucleotide messenger RNA. The record is from the annotation of a GenBank genome assembly. NCBI's taxonomy places the organism in Eukaryota, Metazoa, Cnidaria, Anthozoa, Scleractinia, Poritidae.